UGGGUAGAAGUUGUUUCGUCAGAUUGGACAUUGGACAUGGUAUCCAUUGGCGCGGUGGAUACCUUUACGCGCGGCGGCAGCUGUGUAAAUGGCUUGAGAAGAGCUUGAUGCGAGCGGAAAGAGGGCGGUCAAAGUGUGACGGUAAACAGUGUGACUUGCUCUGGCCGCGGUUUCACUCUCAACCCUGCGCACACUGCGUCUCGCACUUGUAAUUGAUUGUCAGUCCAGGGCACGGGACACGCAUGCUUGAAAAGAACUCCGCGCACUUGAUGCCCGCUUUGGUGAUGCCAUGCCCCGGAACCACAGCGGAGACGAAGGCGGCGGCACCGGGCUCUGGAUGAGGACGUCGCCGGGCCACCGUAACGAAGGCUACGGCUUGAAAGAUGUGGAGUCCGGACGAAGGAUGAUGAACAACGCGGGAGACGGUUUGCUGUCAGCGUCCGCCGCGGCAGGUGCUGCCGGGUCCGAGAGCCUGAGGGUGAAGCAGGGAGCCCGGCUCAGCCUGCUCGGGAAGCCGCUCAUAUACAGCGCGCAGAGCGGCCGGAGAAACGUGCGCUACCGGCGGCUCCAAAACUACCUGUACAACGUGCUGGAGAGACCGAGGACCUGGGCGUUCAUCUACCAUGCGUUUGUGUUCAUCUUGGUCUUCAGCUGCCUGGUCCUCUCUGUGUUCUCAACCAUCCCCGCUCAUCAGGACUUCUCCUCCUACUGUCUUCUCAUCCUGGAGUUUGUGAUGAUUGUGGUGUUUGGAUUGGAGUACAUCGUCCGUAUCUGGUCGGCAGGAUGCUGCUGUCGCUACAGAGGGUGGCAGGGACGACUCCGCUUUGCCAGGAAGCCUUUCUGCGUCAUAGACAUCAUAGUGCUGAUAGCGUCAGUGGCGGUGGUGUCGGCCGGUAGCCAGGGCAACAUCUUUGCCACCUCGGUCCUGCGGAGCCUGCGUUUCCUGCAGAUCCUACGCAUGGUGCGGAUGGACCGAAGAGGAGGCACCUGGAAGCUUCUGGGCUCUGUGGUCUACGCACACAGCAAGGAGCUGGUAACCGCCUGGUACAUCGGCUUCUUGGUUCUCAUCUUCUCUUCAUUCCUCGUCUACCUUGUGGAGAACAAGUUCAACAAGGAGUUUGCUACCUAUGCUGAUGCUUUGUGGUGGGGAACGAUCACCCUGACAACCAUUGGCUAUGGGGACAAGACACCAAAGACGUGGACAGGACGCAUGCUGUCUGCAGGGUUUGCCCUCCUGGGCAUCUCGUUCUUUGCAUUGCCAGCAGGUAUUCUGGGCUCAGGCUUUGCCCUGAAGGUCCAGGAGCAGCACAGACAGAAGCACUUUGAGAAAAGGAGAAACCCGGCCGCAUACCUCAUCCAGUGUGUUUGGCGUAGUUAUGCGGCUGAUGAGAACUCGGUUUCCAUUGCUACCUGGAAGCCUCACUUGAAGGCGUUGCAUACCUGCAGCCCUACAAAGAAGGAGCAGGGAGAGUCGACCACAAGUAAAAUUCAUAGUAAUAAACAGAAGCUACUGAGGAGGCGUACCACUCGGAAACAUAGUCAGAAAUUGAGCUUCAAGGAGCGGGUGAGAUUGGCGAGUCCCCGAGGUCAGAGCAUCAAGAACAGGCAGACGUCGUCAAUGAACGAUCGGCGGUCUCCGGUGGCUGAGGCCGGGACAGAGGGCACCAGCCCUGCCAAGGUACAAAAGAGCUGGAGCUUCAACGACCGCACGCGCUUCAGACCCUCACUCCGCCUUAAGAGCCAGUCGCGCUCCACCACUGACGCAGCAGACUCCAACAUGGCAGCGGAGGAUGGCUUUGACGACAAGGGCUGUCACUGCGAGAUCUCGGUGGAGGACUUGCUGCCCUCAGUCAAGUCUGUCAUUAGAGCUGUCAGGAUAAUGAAGUUCCAUGUUGCCAAGAAGAAGUUUAAGGAGACGCUGCGUCCUUAUGAUGUCAAAGAUGUGAUUGAACAGUACUCUGCCGGUCACUUGGACAUGCUGUGUCGCAUCAAGAGUCUGCAGACCAGGUUGGACAUGAUAGUAGGCCCACAGACCCUGAGCAGCCGAGCCAAGACCUUUUCCUCCCCCUCACUGCCUGUCUAUUACAGCCAGGGCAGAAAGAACUCCACCCAGGGAGUGGACCAGAUCCUCGGUAAAGGCCAGAUCCCUCUGGAUAAGAAAAUUCGAGAGAAGCUGCUGUCUGAUGGAGAUAUUUUAGAGGACAUGAGCAUGCUGGGUCGCGUCUGUAAGGUGGAGCGACAGGUCCAGUCGAUUGAGUCAAAGCUCGACUCCCUGCUCGACAUUUAUCGUCAGGUUUUGCGCAAAGGCUCGUCUUCAGCCCUCACACUCUCCUCUCUGCCCCUGUUCGAGCUGGAGCAGACCUCAGACUACCACUCCUCUGUCUUCAGCAAGGACCUGUCCUGCUCCACCCAGGUCAGCAGCGGAGCGCCUCCCCCUGGCGGUUGCGCCACACGCUCCUCCACCAACUCCCACCUCUCCCAGGGAGGACUCCACCUCAUCCUGGCGCCACCCAACGAGCUCAACCUCAAUCUCAAUGCCUCAUCUUCCACACCUCCCUCCGGCCUUGCAUCCUCCUCUUUCAGCCCGUCGCCGCUGCCUCAUCACCAUCAUCACCACCACCACCACCAUCAUCACCGCCACCAACAUUCCUCCUCACUGGAUCCUCCUGCUCCUCCUCCUCCUCCUCCAGCUCCCUCCAGCCAGUCCAGACCUGAAGACGAGCCCCAGACCGUCCCUCAGCUCACUUCCCAGCAGGCUCCCCACCGACCCCAGUCUCUUCCUGAACCUCGAUCUCCUCCUCAGCCCCGCCACCAACCCCAACCCCGGUCCCAGCAGCAUCCCCAGUCUCCCAGUCAGUCCCAACCCCAUCCCCGGUCCCAGCAGCAUUCCCAGUCUUCCAGUCAGUCCCAACCCCAACCCCGGUCCCAGCAGCAUUCCCAGUCUCCCAGUCAGUCCCAACCCCAUCCCCGGUCCCAGCAGCAUCCCCAGUCUCCCAGCCAGUCCCAACCCCGGUACCCUGCACCCCAACCCUCCCCUACCAGGCACGUCUCACCCCCGCCCCGGCCCCUUCAACAACCCCCACCCCAAACCCACAGUCAGUCCCAGCCCUCCUCCCAAAAAACCCAGUCACAGCCAGCCCAGCACCGGACCCAGCUUCAGACUCAGUCCACAUCCAUCCUGCACAUUCAUCCACACCCACAUCCGCAAACCCAGUCCCCCACAGCACACCAACCUCAAUCCCAGACCAGACACCUGUCUCAACCCCAAACCCACCUCAAACAACAAUCUCAGACCCGGCAGUCACUGCAGCCUCAACUCCAACCCCAAACCAGGACCCCAACCCAACUUCAGCCUCAAUCCCAGUCCAGAAUCACGGCCCAACCUCAGCCUCAACUGCAGCCCAGAACCCCAGCUCAAAUGCAGCCUCAAACCCAGUCCAGAACCCCUUCCCAAAUUCAAACUCAGUCCAGGACCUCAGCCCAAACGCAGCCACAACCCCAGUCAAGAACCCCGGCCCAGCCUCAGCCUCACCUACAACCCAGACAUCAAGCGCAGCCCCAACAGCAGACGAGGCACACAUCGCAACACCAGUCUCAAUACAGACCACAACCCAGACAAUCUCUCUCCCAACCUAGGCCACCCCAGCCCCAGUCCCAAGCACAACCCCACUUUCAGCGAAUUCAAACACAGCUGCGCACCCAAUCCCAGCCCCACCCUCAGCCCGCCAGGCCCCACCUGCAGCACCUUUCAUCCCACCGACCACCUCCCAGUCUGUCUAGGACCAACCUGGUCCCUGCUCAGCAGAACCAGAGCGAACAGCCCCAAGACCUUAGCACCACGCGGCCUGGCCGGGGGAGCCUGCUGCUGAGCCGAGAGGUCGGCGUGGAGGGUGUCAGGGCGGAGGGGAGGGCGGAGCCAAUCACAGAGUCAGGAGGGUCAAACAGCACCUCGAGGCCUCCUGGAUCUCCAGGAGUAGCCGGGUCCGGGGUCGGCCUGGUCCCCGGGGCAGACGGUAGGGCUAGGCUCCGGGCAGAGCCAGAGGCAGCAGGUGAGGGUAGGGAACUCAGAGACAUCGUCCCCCAGUCCGCCGUCCCCUGCCCCAGCCGAGAGGAGACUGUAGAGUCACGGACUGUCGUCAGUGAACGAGUCAGCUGAUUGGUCGGGCUGACGAACAGCUGAUUGGUCGGUAGACUGACGGACUGAGUCAGCACCAAGUGGAGGAGGACUGAGACUGGGCUGUGAAGAAUAGCGUCACACAGAGCUGGCUCCGUCUGGAGACUCUGUAAAGUUCUGGAUUUGAGAACCAACUGGGCGCUGAUGGACAGCUGGAGGACGGAUAGAGUCUUUUUCUAGGAAAAACAAACAAAAAGGAAAAACCGAUAAACAAGUGUGUGUGUAUAUAUAAUCAAAAGGCAGCUGUUGUGUCCCGCUAGUCUCCGUGGGGAGGGGGGGAGUAGUUUGGAACUAAACGCUUAACAACACAUUACUCUGAACGAAACGUUGCUUCCGGAAUAUAACCUCUUUUUUUUUAUUUGGUAUUUUGAUAGUUUGUUUUUGUCUCCGUUAUACAGCUUUAAACUCUGAUAUUAUUGACUGACAGUCCCUUACUCAUCGUUGUGCUGCUGACUUACAGUCUCUUAUUUAAAGUCCUGCUCUCUCUAAAACUCCUCGUUGACUGACAGUCCCUUACUGAAACUAGCCCUCGACUGAAAGCACUCAGAGGUGAUGUGGCGGUUUGCACCUUUAACUGGUUUCUUAGAAAUCUCACCGUUUUAUUUCCUCCCCAUUUAUCUUUAAAGCAACAUUAUGUAAAAGUUGGUAUUUGUUACUUUGCUAACAGCCAAACAUCAACAAGGUGAAUAAUUCAAACUAACAUUACUGACUAGUCCAACAGCAAGAUGACCAGCUCGCCAUCUGUCUGCAGACCAAGCUCUCUUUAUCCAACUACUAACAGACAGAACCACAUUUACUCUCUCCUUUUCUCUUCUGAGCUUCCUGAGCCUCUGACAUUAGCUCUGUUCAUAGAAGCUGCUGAGCCUGGUUACAUUGCCCGCUCAUUCUGCUCUGGUUCGGCACUACACCGGCUCCGCUCUCUGUCAGCAUUCCCUGAAAACUUCCUCCUCCAGGUGGUCCAAAGCUCCUGUGCUACCAGUGUGAACACCAACAAUCCCCCAGUGCUUCAAGCAGCAGUAUGGCUAAGCUAACAGCAGCUACAUUUAGCAGCAGUGAAGGUCUUUGCACAUCAAGUCAAAAUUUUUCGUAUUUGAUUUUUAAAUCCGUCAUCCGAUUAAAAUCAUCAUCAUAGAAACCUUGCAUACUGAAAUUCACAAUAUGAGAUGGAGUAGUCACUUAGGGCGUUUUCACACCUAAAAGUCCGGACCAA
Molecule: messenger RNA, 5384 nt
Organism: Morone saxatilis (striped sea-bass)
Lineage: Eukaryota; Metazoa; Chordata; Actinopteri; Moronidae
Product: potassium voltage-gated channel subfamily KQT member 5-like
Exons: 16
Coding region: 290-4156 (1288 amino acids)
Biological process (GO): potassium ion transport; transmembrane transport
Cellular component (GO): membrane
Molecular function (GO): voltage-gated potassium channel activity
Source: RefSeq, a predicted model, not a curated record